Danaus plexippus (monarch butterfly) is the source of this 594-nucleotide messenger RNA. It is a transcript of the gene CPR49, whose product is annotated as endocuticle structural glycoprotein SgAbd-5-like. Bases 143 to 457 code for a protein of 104 amino acids. The record is from RefSeq and is a predicted model, not a curated record. Gene Ontology annotation, cellular component: chitin-based extracellular matrix. Lineage: Eukaryota; Metazoa; Arthropoda; Insecta; Lepidoptera; Nymphalidae. The transcript has 3 exons. Gene Ontology annotation, molecular function: structural constituent of chitin-based larval cuticle.
AUUAGCACCGUGUUACGUUCGACUACCGCGGGUGUCGUCACCGUGUGGGGAACGGUUUAUAACGAGGCAGCAGCUCACAGUCAUCACAGUGGAACAUCCGACUUCAACAACGACACUCGUUUUAUUCACAAAAACCACAGACAUGCAAAAAAUCGUGUUUAUCGGCCUAGCCCUGCUGGCUGUCGCUGCCGCCGCCCCUCAAGAUCCCCAGGCCUACAUCCUGAGACAGGAGUCCGAUGUCAACCCCCAGGGUUAUAACUUCGAGUUCGAAACCAGCGACGGCAUCUCGCGUCAGGAGCACGGGGUCCUCAAGCAGAUCAGCGAGGACCACCAGGGUAUAGAAGUCAACGGCAGCUACAAGUACACCGCGCCGGACGGCCUCGUUUACACCGUCAACUUCAUAGCCAACGAGCACGGCUUCCAACCCCAGGAACAUGUCGAACAUCCCUCACAAUAAUCCCUCGCCAAUAUUCUUAAUAACACAUACAGUUCAUUGUAUGUACACAUUAAAUCGGAUUCGUUUUUGUAAUCCUUUGUACGAUUUUUUUUUAUGUUUUUUUAAAUGAUUUUGAAUAAAUAUUUGUUAUAUUAAAA